AUGCGGUCUCAAUCUUCGAAGCAACUGUCUUCGGCGGGAGCAGAGGAGUUUGGUGAAAUAUCGAGAAAGGAGCUUGAUGAUGCCAAUCUCGCGCGCAUGGGAAAACGCCCCAUACUGAAGCGCAAUUUUGGCUUGAUGUCAAUGCUGGGUUUCAGCUGUACGAUCCUGAUUACCUGGGAGGGAAUUGUCGUGCUAUUCUUGCAAGCAUACCAGAAUGGAGGUCCAGCUGGUGCUGUGUAUGGAUUCCUCUUCGUUUGGGCUGGUGUCGCCGCUACCUUUGGCACCAACCUCGGGGGGGCAGUACCACUGGACAUCUAUGCUAGCGCCGCGAUCGUGCAUGAAAUUGAUGAGCUACCUGACAGCUGGCACGCAACUCUUAUAUUCUGGGCGGUCGUGGCAUUUUCUGUCUCCAUCAACAGUGUUGGCGGCAAUGUUCUUCCCCGAUUUGAGGGAUUUAUCUUGAUCCUCCACAUUCUUGGCUUCUUCGCGAUUCUCAUUCCCUUGACUUAUAUGGCCGAUCAUGGGACCCCCAAGGAGGUCUUUACCAAGUUCCUCAACAUGGGGGAAUUCCCGUCUCAAGGACUGUCGUUCUUUGUCGGAAUGGUUGGGUGCAUGUUUGCGUUUGCCGGUGGCGAUGCCGCAGUUCAUAUGUCUGAAGAGAUCACAAAUGCCGCUGUUGCAGUCCCCACUUCAAUUAUGCUCAGUGUCUUGAUCAAUGGAUCCUUGGGUUUCGGCAUGUUAAUCGCUAUGCUGUUUUGCAGCGGGGAUCUCGGAUCGUCCCUGAACUCACCUACUGGCUACCCCUUCCUGGCAAUUUUUUUGGAAGCUACAGGAUCGACCGCCGCAACCGCGGUGAUGGGUUCGAUAGUUACUACCAUGGGCGCCACCACCUCAGUCGGCAUGCUAGCGUCCACUUCACGGCAGUUCUGGUCCUUCGCGAGAGACCGUGGGAUUCCCGGCUGGCGACUGUGGAGCCAGGUCACCGAUCGCUCUGCCGUUCCCCUUUACUCUGUUUUGGUGACAUCCGUGAUCGCCUGCCUCCUUGCGCUCAUCAACAUUGGCUCCUCUGUCGCCUUCAACGAUCUCUGUUCCAUGUCGAUAUCUGGUCUCUACUUGUCGUACAUGGUGGUUGGUGGUCUUCUCCUGUGGCGUCGUUGUACUGGUGGGAUCGGCUUUGUUCGCGGCAGCCAUUCUGCCAUCAUCAACACCGCCGGCGCAAAGCUCGUUUGGGGCCCAUUCCAUGUACCAGGCAUCUGGGGUAUCCUGAUGAACGCCUGGGCUUUGGUGUACAUGACUGUCGCUGUCUUCUUUAGCUUCUGGCCACCGGCUUGGGCGGUGACUGUUCAAACUAUGAACUUUAGCGUUGUUGGGACUCUGGGCACCGUCAUUGCCAGUCUUUUCUACUACUAUGCUCGUGCGAGCAAGGUCUAUAGUGGGCCUGUUAUGGAGCAUGGACUUUAA
This is a messenger RNA of Penicillium digitatum Pd1, 1461 nucleotides long. The record is from RefSeq and is a predicted model, not a curated record. NCBI's taxonomy places the organism in Eukaryota, Fungi, Ascomycota, Eurotiomycetes, Eurotiales, Aspergillaceae.